Molecule: messenger RNA, 2212 nt
Organism: Tripterygium wilfordii
Lineage: Eukaryota; Viridiplantae; Streptophyta; Magnoliopsida; Celastrales; Celastraceae
Product: outer envelope protein 61
Exons: 11
Coding region: 175-1935 (586 amino acids)
Molecular function (GO): protein binding
Source: RefSeq, a predicted model, not a curated record
CUUAUUUUUCUACUUAUCUUCUUCGUCAUCGUAUUUCCUCGCGAAGAAAGGAAAAGAAACGAAAACAUCCUGUCCUCUUUUCACUUGUACUUUGCAUUUGAAGUUGUAUUCAAGUCUGAGUAUUAGAUUCCCGAAACAGCUAAUUGUUGUCAGUGAUCGAUAAUUAGGAAGAAAAUGUUCAACGCAAUGAUGGAUCCCGACAUGAUCAGAAUCGCGCAGGAGCAGAUGAGUCGCAUGUCCCCAGACGAAUUAGCUAGGAUCCAACAACAGAUGAUGUCCAAUCCUGAGUUGAUGAGAAUGGCCUCAGAAAGCAUGAAUAAUAUGCGACCAGAAGACUUGAAAAAUGCUGCAGAACAGCUAAAGUAUGCCCGCCCGGAGGAGAUGGCUGAAAUUGGUGAAAAAAUGGCUAAUGCGUCACCUGAAGAAAUUUCUUCUAUGCGUGCUCGUGUCGAUUCCCAGAUGGCAUAUGAAAUAAAUGGGGCUGAGAUGUUGAAGAAACAGGGGAAUGAACUACACAAUCAGGGCAGGUACAAAGAGGCCUCAAACAAAUAUUUGCUUGCAAAAAGAAAUCUGAAAGGACUUCCAUCCUCUAAAAGCAGAGCGCUGUUACUAGCAUGUUCCCUUAACUUGAUGUCCUGCUACCUGAAAACAAGGCAAUAUGAUGAGUGCAUAAAAGAAGGCUCUGAGGUUUUGGCAUAUGAUGCAAAGAAUGUCAAAGCUCUUUAUCGAAAGGGUCAAGCUUAUAGAGAGCAAGGACAGUUGGAGGAUGCUCUGUUGGAUUUAAGCAAGGCGCAUGAAGUUUCCCCAGAUGAUGAAACUAUUGCAGAGGUCUUCAGGGAUGUUGAGGAAAGAUUGGUCAAAGAAGGCAGACAUCAAGCACGUAAAGGAUUAGUUAUUGAAGAAAUAACUGAUGAAGUUGAGACAGCCUCUUCUGUAAACCAAAAAAGUUCAUUAAGGGAAAAUGCACAAGCGCAAGAGAGUAUCGACAUCUCUACAAAUGAGCGUGGGGAUAGCAAUGGAGGCUUAACAACCAAUUCUGACCAUUUUCAAGCUGUGAGUGAUGACCCAGAGGCAAUCAGAUCAUUCCAGAAUUUUGUUUCUGGUGCUGAUCCUGAAACCCUGGCUGCCUUUAGUGGUGACAAAGCAAGAGACAUAUCUCCUGAAAUGUUCAAGACUGCCUCAAAUAUGAUAAGCAAGAUGUCACCUGAAGAGCUUCAGAAAAUGCUUCAGAUGGCUUCCUCUUUUCAAGGGCAAAAUUUGCAUCCCACAGGGGAUCCCUCCAGACCUGGAUUGUUUCCUCCAAAUAUAACACCUGACAUGCUUAAAGCGGCAUCUAAUAUGAUGAGUAAGAUGCCAUCUGAAGAGCUUCAGAAGAUGUAUGAAAUGUCAUCCUCUUUGAAGAGGAAAGAUGCGGUUCCAACUCCAGCAACCUUAGACUCUAAUAGGCUAAGUUCAGAUAAUGGGUUAAGAUCAUCAGAAACUCGUGAAAAAAUUUUAGUCAAUGGGAAUGAUGCAGGUGAAACUAGUUCUUCGCGUACUUCCCUUUCAAAUAGAAGUAGUGCACCAGAGCCAAGCUUUCCAUCGUCAAAUUUUGAUUUGCAAGAGCAGAUGAGAAAUCAAAUGAAAGAUCCGGCUAUGCGGCAGAUGUUCACAUCAAUGAUGAAGAAUAUGAGCCCAGAAACGAUGGCAAGCAUGAGUGAACAAUUUGGAAUGAAACUUUCUAAGGAAGAUGCGGCGAAAGCCCAACAAGCCAUGUCGUCGUUAUCCCCUGAGCACUUAGACAAAAUGAUGUGUUGGAUGGAUAGGAUUCAAAGGGGAGUAGAAGGUACAAGGAAAGCAAAGAACUGGUUGUUGGGGCGACAAGGCCUGAUUCUGGCUAUAUGCAUGCUCAUUUUAGCUAUUAUCCUUCACCGGCUGGGUUUCAUUGGUAAUUAGAGUUAGUACCCACCUCUGUUGAUUAUUCAUGAGUCCCUAUUCAUUAUUCUUACAACUUGCCCACUUAGAAAGCACUACAAAAGACUUGGAUGGUAGGAUUAAAGACGGAAAGUGUGUCAAGUUUGUAUGUCAUGACUAACAAAACAAAGAACUGUUCAAUUUCUUUGGUGCUCGUUUUGUAACUUUUGGGACAAAGAUAAAGAAAUCCCAAAUGGCCAAUGGGAUAUCUUAAAUUAGAUCCCAAAUUUUUUUUUAUCUGAUCUCUUGCUUUUUGUAA